Carlito syrichta (Philippine tarsier) is the source of this 1648-nucleotide messenger RNA. RefSeq names its product amyloid beta A4 precursor protein-binding family B member 2. The transcript is spliced from 12 exons. Gene Ontology annotation, cellular component: nucleus; cytoplasm. Lineage: Eukaryota; Metazoa; Chordata; Mammalia; Primates; Tarsiidae. The record is from RefSeq and is a predicted model, not a curated record. Gene Ontology annotation, molecular function: transcription factor binding; amyloid-beta binding. Bases 450 to 1442 code for a protein of 330 amino acids. Gene Ontology annotation, biological process: regulation of DNA-templated transcription.
AUAUAUGGAGUGAGCACUCAUUUCAGACCGACCCAGACUUGCCUCCCGGGUGGAAGCGAAUCAAUGACAUCGCUGGGACCUAUUACUGGCACAUCCCAACAGGGACGACACAGUGGGAGCGGCCCGUCUCCAUCCCAGUCGAUCUUCCGGGCUCUAGAAAAGGGUCGCUUAGUUCUGUAACGCCGUCGCCCACCCCAGAGAACGAGAAACAGCCAUGGAGUGAUUUUGCUGUUCUGAAUGGGGGAAAGAUUAAUAGUGACAUUUGGAAGGAUUUGCACGCAGCCACAGUGAACCCGGAUCCCAGUUUAAAAGAGUUUGAAGGGGCCACACUUCGCUAUGCGUCUCUGAAACUCAGAAAUGCCCCACAUGCUGACGAUGAUGAUUCGUGUAGUAUCAACAGUGACCCAGAAGCCAAGUGCUUUGCAGUGCGCUCACUGGGUUGGGUGGAGAUGGCCGAGGAGGACCUGGCCCCUGGAAAGAGCAGCGUCGCUGUCAACAACUGCAUCCGGCAGCUGUCCUACUGCAAGAACGACAUCCGGGACACCGUGGGCAUCUGGGGAGAGGGGAAAGACAUGUACCUGGUCCUGGAGAACGACACGCUCAGCCUGCUGGACCCCAUGGACCGCAGUGUGCUGCACUCCCAGCCCAUCGCCAGCAUCCGCGUGUGGGGCGUGGGCCGCGACAAUGGCCGGGAUUUUGCUUACGUAGCGAGAGACAAAGAUACAAGAAUUUUAAAAUGUCAUGUAUUUCGAUGUGACACGCCAGCAAAAGCCAUUGCCACAAGUCUCCACGAAAUCUGUUCCAAGAUUAUGGCGGAACGGAAGAAUGCCAAAGCCCUGGCCUGUAGCUCCUUACAGGACAGAGCCAACGUGAACCUCGACGUUCCUCUUCAAGUAGACUUUCCAACACCAAAGACGGAGCUGGUCCAGAGGUUCCACGUGCAGUACUUGGGCAUGUUGCCUGUGGACAGGCCUGUCGGAAUGGACACCCUGAACAGUGCCAUAGAGAGUCUGAUGGCCUCAUCCAGCCAGAAGGAUUGGCCGUCGGUGAACAUGAAUGUGGCUGACGCCACUGUGACCGUCAUCAGUGAGAAGGACGAGGAGGAAGUCUUAGUGGAGUGCCGCGUGCGGUUCCUGUCCUUCAUGGGCGUCGGGAAGGACGCCCACACAUUUGCCUUCAUCAUGGACACGGGGAGCCAGCGCUUUGAGUGCCACGUGUUCUGGUGCGAGCCCAACGCCGGGAACGUGUCGGAGGCCGUCCAGGCCGCCUGCAUGCUGCGAUAUCAGAAGUGCUUGGUGGCCAGGCCGCCUUCCCAGAAGGCCCGACCGCCUCCACCGUCCGCGGACUCGGUGACCAGGAGGGUCACAACCAAUGUGAAACGGGGGGUCUUCUCCCUCAUUGACACUUUGAAACAGAAGCGCCCCGUCACGGAAACGCCCUAGCUGCGUGUGUCGCCGGACUGUGUGCCGUGUACCUGAAGAUGGAGUCGCCCCGCCGACCGUGACGAGCUGGCCCAACCCUCCACCCCGCCGCCACCGCUUCAUCUGCAGAGACCUGACCUUCGCCGCACCGUGCUAGACACGCAUGCUCUCCCAUCUGCCGCCGCCGUGUGCUACAAAAGAAGCAUGAAUCGUUGUUGUUGCUGUAA